Molecule: messenger RNA, 468 nt
Organism: Penicillium canariense
Lineage: Eukaryota; Fungi; Ascomycota; Eurotiomycetes; Eurotiales; Aspergillaceae
Gene: mbf1
Product: multiprotein-bridging factor 1
Exons: 2
Coding region: 1-468 (155 amino acids)
Cellular component (GO): nucleus
Molecular function (GO): DNA binding
Source: RefSeq, a predicted model, not a curated record
AUGGACGACUGGGAUACCGUCACGAAGAUCGGCAGCAAGGCUCGCGGCGCCGGUGGCGGCCCUCGCGAGACCGUUGUCAAGGGCAAGAGUGCCUUGAACGCCGCCCAGCGCUCUGGCCUGGUCCUCGGCACCGAGAAGAAGUACACCACUGGCAACCUCGCCGCUAAGUCCGGCGCCCCCGAAGGCCAACACCUGACCAAGGUGGACCGCAGUGACGACAUCAUUAAGCCCAAGACUGUCGGCUACGCCGUCGCCGACGCCAUCAAGAAGCGCCGCACCGAGGACGGCUACAAGAUGACCCAGAAGGAACUCGCCACCAAGUGCAACACCACGAUGACGAUCAUCCAGGACUUCGAGCGUGGCACCGCCGCCCCUGACCAGAAGGUCCUUAGCGCCAUGGAGCGCGUGCUUAACAUCAAGCUGCGUGGCACUGACAUCGGAGCCGAAAAAUUCGCCAAGAAGAAGUAG